Messenger RNA from Phoenix dactylifera (date palm), 1371 nucleotides. Its product is annotated as B-box zinc finger protein 19-like. The record is from RefSeq and is a predicted model, not a curated record. Gene Ontology annotation, molecular function: zinc ion binding. NCBI's taxonomy places the organism in Eukaryota, Viridiplantae, Streptophyta, Magnoliopsida, Arecales, Arecaceae. Gene Ontology annotation, cellular component: nucleus. Gene Ontology annotation, biological process: regulation of DNA-templated transcription; photomorphogenesis.
GCCGCCAGUUAGCGCGCGCCACGCAACCGCGUGCAGGGACUCUUCUCGAAGCCCUUCUCCGGGCUUCGCCCCACCACCCCCUUCCUCCGGGCCCCACCAUACCCGGCCCGAGGCCUCGAAAUCUUAUAAAACUGGCCGCCAAAGGCCGCCGCCGUACCACCACUGGACACCGCACCUGUCGCCAGUCGCCACUGACGUCUCCUCCUCUUCUCGCCGUCGUCGAGCUCUUGUUCUCUCGCCGCUGCUCCCGUGGGACGAGCACCGGUUGGUUCUACGAGGAGGAGGAGGAGGAGGAGGGAAUCGGGGAGGGAGUAGAUGGGUGGGGGAGGACAGUAGUGGUGAGAGGGGAAUGAAAGGGAGGGCAACAUGCGAACCAUCUGCGACGUCUGCGAGAGUGCCCCCGCCGUCCUCUUCUGCGCCGCCGAUGAGGCCUCCCUCUGUCGACCAUGCGACGAAAAGGUCCACAUGUGCAACAAGCUUGCUAGCCGACAUGUACGAGUAGGACUGGCUGACCCUAGUGAAGUUCCCCGCUGUGACAUAUGUGAAAAUACACCUGCUUUCUUUUACUGCGAGAUCGAUGGAACUUCUCUAUGCUUGCAAUGCGAUAUGAUAGUGCAUGUUGGAGGAAAAAGAACCCAUGAAAGAUAUCUCCUAUUAAGGCAAAGGGUUGAGUUUCCAGGCGAUAAGACGACCCACAUCGAAGAUCUAUCCAUGCAACCCAAGGACCAACUUGAAAAACAGAGGGAUUAUAAUCACGGUCCUAAAAUGACGUCGAGAGAAAAACUGCCAAAUCACAAGCUUUCUACUGAUCCUGCAAUAAAUGCUAAUAGUGAUGAUCAUGGAAAAAUUAAUUCGAAAAUGAUUGAUCUAAACACAAGACCUAUACGAACUCAUGGGCAGGCAUCAAAUACCCAGACUCAAGAAGUGGAUCAUUUGAGUAAUAGCAACCACGAUGCUGCGGGUGUGGCUCCUUUGGGGCCUUUCCAUAGAGAUGCAGAGUAGCAGCAUGGUGUAUCCAAUGCUCAUCUCCGUGUAUUUGCUCUGUUUUUUGCUGAUCAUUACUUUGGAAAUGGACAGCCCUGAUUAGCCAUGUUUAGGCUGCAUGGAAGGCACCCAUAAUUUAUGUUGCAAGGAGUGGAAUGUAAAGCAUUGCUUGGAUAAUUAAUUGUUCAUGGGUCCAGUUGUGCAAUUGUGAGAAAUUUCUAGUUUGCUGAGCUGUAUAGCCACAUCUUACUUCCAUGAUGAGUGUGAUACAGUCCAAAUCAUAAUAAGUUUUAAAAAGUACAAAUAGAUUGCAGCUGUAAAUUGUAUCAGUAUAUUGUCAUCUUUUCUUCUAUAAUUUCUGCUGGAGCCUUCUCAUUGUCUUCAGAA